This is a messenger RNA of Phragmites australis (common reed), 3188 nucleotides long. Its product is annotated as molybdenum cofactor sulfurase. The record is from RefSeq and is a predicted model, not a curated record. Bases 342 to 2825 code for a protein of 827 amino acids. Gene Ontology annotation, biological process: Mo-molybdopterin cofactor biosynthetic process. Gene Ontology annotation, molecular function: pyridoxal phosphate binding; molybdenum cofactor sulfurtransferase activity; molybdenum ion binding. The transcript has 22 exons. Lineage: Eukaryota; Viridiplantae; Streptophyta; Magnoliopsida; Poales; Poaceae.
UUCGUGGCUCCAUUGACCGUGGGGGCGUCAAAUCGUGCGUGAGCCGUGAGCCAUUACGUAGCAUCGACUGCCCGCCCGCGGGCCUCUCCAGACUCCAGCACACGCCUCCGACUUUCGUGUCCCACUCCGCAUCGUCCAGCACGAGUGGAGAAACUGCAACACGAUCCCGACCAAUCAGGAAAACCGAUUCGAUCGUCCACCACCAGCUCCACUAGCACCUGAUCCCUGGGGCAAUAAGAAGUUAAGAACUGCUCCUGCCAGUUCAGUUGAGAUUGCGAUUUGAGGUGAGGAUUCGGUUGUGGAGUGGCGGAAGAGAGAUAAGGUGGGGGGGGGGGGCAGAGAUGGAGCAGAGCAAAGCGGAGUUCUUGGAGCAGUUCGGCAGGGACUACGGCUACCCGGACGCGCCCAGGGGCAUCGACGAGAUGCGCGCCACCGAGUUCAAGCGGCUGGAAGGGAUGGUGUACCUGGACCAUGCCGGUGCUACGCUGUACUCGGAGUCACAGAUGGCGGAUGUCGCCAAAGACCUUAUGUCGAAUGUCUAUGGGAAUCCUCAUAGUCAGAGCGAUUCAAGCAUGGCCACAAGCGACCUUGUUACUUCUGCGCGGCAUCAGGUCCUAAAAUACUUUAAUGCAUCUCCAAGAGACUACAAAUGUAUAUUUACCUCUGGGGCGACAGCAGCUCUGAAACUUGUUGGUGAAUGUUUUCCAUGGAGUAGAGACAGCUGUUACAUGUACACAAUGGAAAAUCAUAAUAGUGUGCUUGGGAUAAGGGAAUAUGCUCUAAGCAAAGGGGCCAACGUAUUGGCAGUUGAUGUUACAGAGGCUGUUCAUCCAUCAAUGAACCAUGGAAGUGAUAGUUUGUUUAAGAUCUCAAGACACUCAAACCAAAGAAGAGGUGAUGAUGUGCUUUUGCACAAUUACCAGAGUGGAAGCCCGACAGCUAUUUCAGGAAACAAUUUAAAUCUAUUUGCAUUCCCUUCAGAGUGCAAUUUCUCAGGACACAAAUUAAAUCUCAGCUUGGUCAAGUUCAUCAAGGAAGGAAGAUUUAUGGGUUUCCCAUCACAGCAACAGGGUCAGUGGUUGGUCCUGAUAGAUGCUGCAAAAGGAUGUACAAAUGAACCACCAAAUUUAACUGUGUAUCCUGCUGAUUUUGUUGUCUGUUCAUUCUAUAAGAUAUUUGGCUAUCCAACUGGUCUUGGUGCCCUAAUUGUAAAAAAUGAGGCUGCUAGUUUGCUAAACAAAACAUACUUCAGUGGAGGAACGGUAGCUGCUUCAAUUGCUGACAUCGAUUUCGUUCAGAGAAGAAAGAGCAUUGAACAAGUCCUUGAGGAUGGAACAAUCUCAUUCUUGAGCAUAUCUUCUCUUCGAUAUGGGUUUAAGAUGAUUGAUAUGCUAACUGUCUCAGCUAUUGCGCGGCAUACUGCAUCUCUUGCUACUUACGUGAGAAAGAAAAUGCUGGACUUGAAGCACAGCAAUGAGAAAAAUGUUUGCAUAAUCUAUGGACAACAAGCUUCUAAGGUGAAAGAUCUGAAGAUGGGUCCUACAAUCACAUUCAAUUUGAAAAGAGAAGAUGGCACCUGGUUUGGAUACCGUGAGGUGGAGAAGCUUGCCUCCUUGUCAGGGAUUCAUUUGCGUACGGGCUGCUUCUGUAACCCUGGUGCUUGUGCUAAGUAUCUUGGCUUGUCGCACUCAGAUCUAGUUUCUAAUUUUGAGGCUGGGCAUGUUUGUUGGGAUGAUAAUGACAUAAUAAAUGGAAAACCAACCGGUGCUGUCAGGAUAUCAUUUGGCUAUAUGUCCACAUAUGAAGAAGCAGAGGAAUUUCUGAAGUUCCUGCAGUCAUCUUUUGUGUCCAAAGCAAUAGAAUUGAACAAUGGCUACAUGUUGAAUAUGAAUACUCUUAAUUUAAUAGAUGGUUGGAGCCAACAAGCUGUUUCAGAUAUCCGCUUAAAAUCCAUAACUAUUUAUCCUGUGAAAUCUUGCCAAGGAUUUAGUGUGCAGGGUUGGCCACUGACAACUGGUGGUUUAAAAUAUGAUAGAGAAUGGCUUCUCCAAGGAUUAGGUGGUGAAAUUUUGACACAAAAGAAGGUGCCAGAUUUGAGCUCUAUCUGCACAUUGAUUGACCUGGAACUUGGGAAACUCUUCAUAGAGUCGCCAAAAUGCAAGGAUAAAUUACAAAUCUCUCUUCUAGAGAAUUUGACUCAUCUAAGUGCAGAAGUAGAUGUAUAUGGUCAAAGGUAUGAGGUACAAAGUUACGAUGACAAGGUAAACACCUGGUUCAGUGAAGCUAUUGGACGCCCUUGUACCUUUAUGAGAUGCUCAAGCUCCAAGUACCGUUCCUGCACAAUUACUGGCAGGAGAGAUCGCCUAUGUAGGGACACUCGAAGCAAACUUAGUUUUGUCAAUGAAGGACAACUGCUUCUAAUAUCCGAAGAGAGCAUCUCUGACCUCAACAGCCGGCUAAGUUCAAGUAAUGGAAAUGGUAAGCAGCAGGUGGUUGUUGAUGCAAUGAGAUUUCGUCCAAACAUUGUUAUCUCUGGAUCAACACCAUACAAUGAGGAUAACUGGAAAAGGCUUCACAUCGGGGAGGCCUCUUUUACUUCCAUGGGAGGAUGCAACCGUUGUCAGAUGAUCAACAUAUAUCAGAAUUCAGGGCAGGUGAUGAAGUCAAAGGAACCACUGGCAACUUUAGCAUCGUAUAGACGACAAAAGGGUAAGAUUUUGUUUGGCGUCCUGUUGAACUAUGAAGACGGCAUGGAAGGAGAUGAUGAUACCGUUGCAGAGAGAUGGCUCCAAACAGGCCAGCAGGUGUAUACAUCGACAGAAUGACUUUGUGUACAACUAUGAACCCAGCAGUUUUACUUGCAUCAGAAGCGGAUGGGUAACAGUUGUUCCAAAUACGUAAAAAUAGAGAGAUUUUCAGAUAUACCAUGUAUGUAAUAUUUUUGUUUUUCAUGCCUGUAUGUAACACAUAAGGGCGUGAGGCAUGUGUUCAGACCAAAAAAAAAAAAAAAAGAAAAGAAAAGGGAAGAAGAGAUAUGUAUAGUCAGAAAUGGUUCCGAUUUGGUAGUUCCUCGGUACCAGUCUUUGCUUGCAGCGUGAAAUAACAAUGUACCAGCGGUAUUUGCAUGUUGUACCCUUGGUACAGAACUGAAUAUACGAAAAUACGGUCUGAGAUUGUGUCUUGCUCUA